UGGUAGCCUCUCGCUAUAUCCCCUCUUCUCCUUUAGAGAGCUGCUGAAUGUGCAUGCCAUCUCUAUCCUCUCUCGUCUCUUCUGGCAGGAUGUUCAUGCAUUUGGAGUUCUUUUACUGUAUCUUAAUGUUGAUGUCUCACAUGACAACGUCUUGCUGCAGCUGGUCAGUGAAUAAUUUCCUUAUGACUGGACCUAAGGUGUACCUGAUUUACUCCAGCAGUGUAGCAGCCGGGGCUCAGAGCGGUAUCGAGGAGUGUAAGUAUCAGUUUGCCUGGGACCGAUGGAACUGCCCUGAAAGAGCCCUGCAGCUAUCCACACACAGAAGCCUCCGCAGCGCGAACAGGGAGACAGCGUUUGUCCAUGCCAUCAGUUCAGCAGGGGUCAUGUACACUCUGACGAGGAACUGCAGUCUGGGGGACUUUGACAACUGUGGCUGUGAUGACACCAGGAACGGACAGCGGGGGGGUACAGGCUGGCAGUGGGGCGGCUGCAGUGACAACGUGGGGUUCGGUGAGGCCAUCUCCAAGCAGUUUGUUGACACGCUGGAGACAGGCCAGGACGCACGGGCCGCCAUGAACCUCCACAACAACGAGGCUGGACGCAAGGCAGUGAAAGGGACUAUGCAGAAGACGUGUAAGUGCCAUGGCGUCUCUGGGUCCUGCACCACACAGACCUGCUGGUUACAGCUCCCAGAUUUCAGGGAGGUGGGAUACUAUCUGAAGGAGAAGUACCACCGAGCACUGAAGGUGGACCUGCUCCGGGGGGCCGGGAACAGUGCAGCCAGUCGAGGUGCCAUUUCCGAGACCUUCAGCUCCAUCUCUCGUAAAGAACUGGUCCACUUAGAGGACUCCCCAGACUACUGCCUGGAGAACCGUACCCUGGAACUGCCCGGCACAGAGGGCAGAGAGUGCCUGAAGAAGGGCAAGAGCCUAAAUAAGUGGGAGAAGCGUAGCUGCAAGAGGCUGUGCGGGGAGUGUGGUUUAGCCGUGGAGGAGAGGAAGGUGGAGUUGGUGUCGAGUUGCAAUUGCAAGUUCCACUGGUGCUGCGCGGUAAAGUGCGAGCAGUGCCGCAAGACAGUGACCAAGUACUUCUGCGUGAAGAAUGGAGGGCAGAGGGGGAAGAACAAGAGCGCCGGCAGCCGUAGGAAGAACCUGAGGCUGAGGAAGAAGCACUGAGCGGCACCCAUCUUCCUCACCAUCAUCAUCAUCAUCAUCAUCAUCAUCAUCAUCAUCAUCAUCAUCAUCAUCAUCAUCAUCAUCAUCACUGCCACACUCCAUGUCUUCUCACAAUCUGAUUUUCACAGACCUCUGUGCACCAAAGCUGUGCCCCUCUCAAACAUUUCUACAACACACUUUCUGCUUUUGUUCUAAAGACAUAAUUGAAAAUAUAUUUAUUGAAUAAGACUAGUAUUGUUAUUAUCCUAAUUAAACGUUUUAUGGUGGGGGAGAAAAUGUGUAAAAAAAACAUUUUGAUGAAACUACAUGAUAGAGAAAGGAGGGUAACUAUUACUUGUCUAGAACUGAUGGUAUACAUAUAUUUAACAGUAUAUAUUUUAAAAACUUUCCCCCCCAAUUAUAUAUAAGUCAUUGGGCAUUUAAAGUAUGUUACAAUACGGCCGCUCUGAAUAAUCUCCUUCAUAUUUGAUAGCUUGAACAACUCUUCCAAAAUGGUCGGUCCAUGGCAUACCUCAACAACAUCUUAUUUAUUGUCAUAUGUACCACCAAUGAGCUAUGCCAUUUCUGAUUGGUCAGUUUAUCAGACAUUCCUUCCUGUCAUGAUGACAACUCCAGCCCAAGCUCUCGCUACGCGUGGCAGUGCCCCCAGCCCUGACCAGCCCUGACCAGCCCUCUCCAACCCUGACCAGCCCUCCCCUCCCCAGCCCAGCACUCUCCUGCCCAAC
This is a messenger RNA of Oncorhynchus keta (chum salmon), 1900 nucleotides long. RefSeq names its product protein Wnt-8b-like. Gene Ontology annotation, molecular function: frizzled binding; cytokine activity. The coding region runs from base 48 to 1175 and encodes 375 amino acids. Gene Ontology annotation, cellular component: extracellular region. Lineage: Eukaryota; Metazoa; Chordata; Actinopteri; Salmoniformes; Salmonidae. The record is from RefSeq and is a predicted model, not a curated record. Gene Ontology annotation, biological process: neuron differentiation; cell fate commitment; canonical Wnt signaling pathway. The transcript is spliced from 7 exons.